Molecule: messenger RNA, 1068 nt
Organism: Arachis stenosperma
Lineage: Eukaryota; Viridiplantae; Streptophyta; Magnoliopsida; Fabales; Fabaceae
Exons: 1
Coding region: 1-1068 (355 amino acids)
Source: RefSeq, a predicted model, not a curated record
AUGCCGUUUCCGUGGAAAAAGAAGAAGAGUCCGGUUACCCGAAUUUCUCGAAUCGUCGCCGAUUUUCACUCGCCAAAACGCGGCUCCUCCCUUGUCGUUCAGACCGGUUUCCCUACCUCCCUCAUCGAUCUCUUCGUCAAGAACCGGAGCCGCUUCGCCCGAACCAAGAAACGGGCUCCACCCGAACAAAUCUCCGAUCCACGGCCGCCACCUCCCUCUCCGGCCGUCACACCUCCGCCUUCGCCACCUAUCCUCCCCCCACAAGCGGAGUCCCCGCGGCCAGACGCCGCAAUCCAAGAAGAAAUCAAGGCGGCGGCGGACGGUGGUACUGGAGCGGGUGAGGUAAUAGAAUUCGGGUCGGGGAAUAGAGUUGCGGCGGGUGUUGCGGUGAGGUGGUCACUCGUGGUGGUUGUGGUUCUGAUUGCGUGCGUUGAGAGAUUAACGGUUGGGAUUACAGUUUCUUCUUUGGCGCUUCUAUUUCUGGAGUACGCGGCGAAACGCACCGUUUCGUGUGCUUGGUUCCAAAAAAAGAAUAAGAAAGAAGAGGAAGUAGUGUGUGAGGUGGCAAAUUUUAAGCGGGAGUUCUCCGAAUUGAGGUCCGGUUGUGAUGAAAUUGAAUCUGUGGAGACAUUUGGGCCUGAUUUGGGCCUUGUCGGUAAAGGUGGGAGGAAGGGUAGAACUGGUAAUUUGAAGAUGAAGUCGAUGAUGGUGAAGAAGCUAAUGCUGGAGAAGUUCCGUAGGUCUAAGAAAGAGAAGAAGAUUGAGUCAGCGAGUGCGGUGGUGGAAGAAGAGAAGUUGGUGAUGAGUUUUGAUAUUGAAGAGGAAGAAGAUGAUUGUGGUGGAAACACUGGUAAAGAAUCAUCGUCAAUGGUAAUUGAGGUGAAGGAAAUUGGGGGUAGAAUUGGGAAUUCAUCAGGUUACAGGAUUCUAAUAGUGAUUGUACUUGUUGGGCUUCUUGUUGGUCGAUUCGAGGCACUGAUACUCAUAAUGUUAUGGUGUUUGGUGGUGGCGAUAGUUAAAAGUCUUUGGAAAUCGAAGUCACAGAAUAUGAAUGUGCCAUGGCUAUGA